AUGUGGCGAAAGGGCUGGGGAAGCGGAUUUUUUUUCUUCUACUCUAAUGCACUGCCUCAAGAGGUUCCCGGCCGGUUCGGCGAAGCCUGCUCACAUCAACAACUGGAGGUGGUAGUAACAUCAAGGGCAACGCGAGGAUGGACUUGUACUUCGUCAGAUGAGGUUGCUUCUGGAAGGGACAGUACCAGUCGAGCAGCACUACACGCCCAGAAAGCGUUCGACGUGGACUGCAAAAUUGCAACGCGGGACCUACUACCAGCGCUGGCGCGGCAUUGUGAACAACAACAAGCUAAUACAACAUCAAGCGGGACUAAAAAUUCUUGCGAAGACUUGCAGCAGAUGGCCAUGAAGCUGUGGCGGCUUGUGAGAGGGGUGCGGAUGAAAGAAAAUACACUGCAGCGCCAAAAAGAUUUUCUCGCGCACAAAAGGGAGGCCCACGACUACAUGGGUCCUUCCCUUGAUUCUUUGAGGCCUGUGCCUCCGGCGGCCAUUUCCCCGAUGGUGACGUCGCUCGCGUUUGCGGUGUCCUGUCUGGUGCGGUGUUUUCAGCAGCGGAAGCUGGAGAUCAUGAAGACCAACCACGAUUUCUCACAGCCCUUUGGAAAGAAUAUCCAACAAGACGAUAACGAUAAUGCAGAUGCUCUCGAGCGCAAUCUCCGAAAACUCUGGCAAUACGCGAGAGAAGCGGUUGCCAAGGACCUGAACCACGUCGACAACUGGAGGUGGUAG
Amoebophrya sp. A120 is the source of this 729-nucleotide messenger RNA. The record is from the annotation of a GenBank genome assembly. Lineage: Eukaryota; Dinophyceae; Syndiniales; Amoebophryaceae.